AUGUCCAAAAUUCUGGGAAAGUAUCAGCAUGAACGAAGCGAGAAUCUUGACGAGUACUUCAAGACUCUAGAGCUGCCUUACCUGGUCAGGAAGAUGAUCAACAUGUCCAACCCGAAGAUCGAGGUGACCAAAGAGGGGGACAAGUGGAUAGUAACGACUGUGACUAUGAUGCGCACGCAAGUCUGGGAAUUCACGCUUGGAACUGAGUGGGAAGAGGUGAUGCCAUCUGGCGUUAAACUCCAGACAUUGUCGCAUGAGCGGACGGAUGUUGUUGCCAAGAGACACUUUAAAAGGAUUAAGUGA
This is a messenger RNA of Cotesia congregata, 303 nucleotides long. The record is from the annotation of a GenBank genome assembly. NCBI's taxonomy places the organism in Eukaryota, Metazoa, Arthropoda, Insecta, Hymenoptera, Braconidae.